UUUUCUGUUGAUUCGUGUUAAGAUGGAUCGUGUUUAGUUCGUCAUAUUGCGAAUUGCUCUUUUAGGGCACAACUUAAUAUUGUAGUGAAUACUCUUUUUCGUAAUAAAAAUGUUUGAUAAUCUAACCUACUGGUAUUAUAUUGAAACGAAAUUUGUUUUAUAGCAAAACAAUAUCUUUAAUUUGACGUAGAUUGACAACAUUAUCGUUUCGCAAGUAGUUACCACGGUGUCUUAUUUGUGUACUAUUGGUGAAAAACGUUUGCUUUAUUGUAUUCUGUUGUUGGCUGGUCAUUGUUUACUGCCAUAUUUGGGUAAUCUAUUUACGGUGUGAUAAUAUUACGUGUUUUGUGAACGUGGUCAUUGGUAUCGACUCGAUUGUAUGUGAAUGUAAAUUGUGAUAUCGCUGUCGUUUUGUGUUUCGAUUUCGAGCCAUGCUGAUGCUUUAUACGUGUUUCUCCGGAGCUGUCUUUCGGCUGGAGUGUUUAAUACUGCGGCAGUUCGUGAUCGCCGCUCAUCAUGCUGCGACCGGAGUCGCCGCUCGCUGACCAUCGCAGCCUGCUGCCGCGUCGCCUGCUUCCCGUUAAGGCACAAAUCGCCCCCGCCGAUAAGCGGAAGAACAGGCGCUCGCUAGAGCUCAAUCCGCCCAAUGAACACGCCCCAUACGACUACCCAAAGCUGCUCAUAUCUAAAACAACCGACUCCCUAAACACAGAAUGCCCUCGAAAAAUCAUCCACAAGCAAGAUUCCACUGAUAGCUUAAAACGUGCUCUGCUUACGAAAGAUGACAAGAAAGCAGCAAAGGAGGCCGACAAAAAGUCUGUCACCAAACAAGACUCCAGCGAGAGUCUAAAGAAAGCGUUGCUCAGUAGACAGGAGUCGAACGAUAGUGCGAAACGAAAAGAAUCCGAUCCAAAAUGGACCCAGCGGCAAGAAGACUUAAAAAGGACAGCAGAAGUUAAGCGAGGUAGCGAUAAGAAAGGUCUGUUGGAGACAGAUUCUGAUGAUUCAUGUAAAAGAAUAUACGAGAGAAGGUCGGGAUGUGCUCGACCAACUUUACCACCAGUCGCGGAGAAGAGCGUGCCCUCUCAGAAAUCCCCUAAUGGGAGUCCGAAGACUCCUGGAGUGGCGGCCGUUGCGGAAGGCGUUGUUAAGUGGGGUAGUGGAUUGUUGUCGCCGAAAGAGGAGCCCAGACUGAGGCCGGCCAGGAGCUGGUAUGGAUACGGGACUCUGCCGACAGAUGGCGAUAAGAUGGGAGCAGGCGCGACGGGCCCGGGCGGACGACGCGCGCUCGAGUUGCUAUUGAGCAGUGGACUCAAGUCCCUUGCUCGGCCAGCCAGGCCGGUGCGCCGUGCCGCCUCACGCGACUCCGUGCUCUCACAACCCCAGCCACUGCUUGAAGGUCUUCGUAAAUGUUCGACUGUUCUUGCAUUGAGCGAGCGCGAGCGGGUCGGCGAGCCGAUGCGCGCGCAUAACCGCUUGCGAGCGCCCUCCGUCUGCUCCCGAUGCUCCUCGCUGUUAUCGCUCGCCGGCGCUGGAGGAUCCAGGUACUCUCUGGACGGCGCCGGGGGCGGGUUCGUGCCGGCCGCGCCCGUCAACUGCAAGCUGUGCCUGGAGGACACGCCACCGGACAAGGUCACCGUCAUCCAGGGCUGCGGGUGCUCCUUCUGCACAAAGUGUAUGAAAGCGUACGUGGAGUUUGAGGUGUGUAAUGGUGCGUACGAGGUGUCGUGCCCAGACGCAUCCUGCCGCGUGGGGGCAGCGCUCUUCAUCGACGAGAUCUCCGCCCUCCUCGACUACUCCUUGGUCCAGAAACAUCUCAGGUUCCGACUCAACCAUGAGGUGUCAAUGGACGUUAGCCGCGCGUUCUGCCCGCGCGCCGGCUGUGACACUGUGGUGACGGUGCGGGCCGCCAGCCCCGCGCACUGUCCCACCUGCCGGCACGAAUUCUGCUCGCAGUGCAACCAGGAGUGGCACGGUGAACUAUCGUGCGAGGCGGCGGCGGCUUCGUCAUCGGGCGCGGGCGCACCGCUACUAGCUGAGUCGGAACUCAUCAAGCUGUGCCCGAUGUGUCGCGUGCCCAUUGAGAAGGACGAGGGUUGCGCCCAAAUGAUGUGCAAACGGUGCAAGCACGUCUUCUGCUGGUACUGUCUGGCUUCCCUCGACGACGACUUCCUCCUGCGUCACUAUGACAAAGGCCCCUGCAAGAACAAGCUGGGACACUCGCGCGCCUCCGUGCUCUGGCAUCGCGCUCAGGUGGUGGGGAUUUUCGCGGGCUUCGGGCUGCUGUUGCUGGUGGCCAGCCCUCUACUGCUGCUCGCUGCGCCCUGCAUCGUCUGCUGCAAGUGCAGACUGUGCAAUCCAAAUACGAAGAAUCUGGAAGAAGUUGAGGAAAUAGAGAGCAUCAGUCCGGCGCGCGACGACGAUGACGAGGAGAUAACGCGUGCUACACGCUACAUCUCCGACUGACGUACGAAUACAUAUUAAAUGUCCAAAAGACUAACAUUUGAUCGAAACACUUCAGUAAACUUGUGCAGCUUUCAGCCUAUUUGUGAAAUUGCCAUCGCGAUAUAUGUGUCAAAGGAAAACGGAUGCAGUGUGUUUAAUAAUAAGGUCUAAUUUUAAUUUAUGUGUCUGUUAAAGUUUACGGUUGAUUUUCAACAGUUGCCAUAAGUUUGUACUACUGUUU
This is a messenger RNA of Papilio machaon (common yellow swallowtail), 2686 nucleotides long. RefSeq lists its product as uncharacterized. Gene Ontology annotation, biological process: positive regulation of proteasomal ubiquitin-dependent protein catabolic process; protein polyubiquitination; ubiquitin-dependent protein catabolic process. The record is from RefSeq and is a predicted model, not a curated record. The transcript is spliced from 11 exons. Gene Ontology annotation, molecular function: ubiquitin protein ligase activity; zinc ion binding; ubiquitin conjugating enzyme binding. Gene Ontology annotation, cellular component: cytoplasm; ubiquitin ligase complex. Bases 517 to 2466 code for a protein of 649 amino acids. Lineage: Eukaryota; Metazoa; Arthropoda; Insecta; Lepidoptera; Papilionidae.